AUAUUAUACACACACUAUAGUUAAGUUAGGUUAAGUUAAUCAUUUAACAAAAUGGCUCGUACGAAACAAACAGCGAGGAAAUCCACAGGAGGUAAGGCCCCUCGAAAGCAGUUGGCCACGAAAGCAGCACGGAAGAGCGCCCCGGCGACCGGCGGAGUGAAGAAACCCCACAGAUACAGACCGGGCACGGUCGCGCUUCGAGAAAUUAGGAGAUACCAGAAGAGCACUGAACUCCUCGUUAGAAAGCUGCCGUUCCAGCGGCUCGUUCGUGAGAUCGCACAAGAUUUUAAAACGGACUUGAGGUUCCAGAGCUCGGCCGUGGCGGCAUUACAAGAAGCUAGCGAAGCGUAUCUAGUAGCACUGUUCGAAGACACGAAUUUAUGCGCUAUUCACGCUAAGCGCGUCACGAUUAUGCCAAAGGAUAUCCAACUAGCGAGGAGGGUUCGGGGAGAACGUGCGUGAAGAAGAAAUAGCUGCUAAUGUAA
This is a messenger RNA of Cydia fagiglandana, 485 nucleotides long. RefSeq names its product histone H3-like. The transcript has a single exon. The record is from RefSeq and is a predicted model, not a curated record. Gene Ontology annotation, molecular function: protein heterodimerization activity; DNA binding; structural constituent of chromatin. The coding region runs from base 52 to 462 and encodes 136 amino acids. Gene Ontology annotation, cellular component: nucleosome. Lineage: Eukaryota; Metazoa; Arthropoda; Insecta; Lepidoptera; Tortricidae.